Molecule: messenger RNA, 1017 nt
Organism: Blepharisma stoltei
Lineage: Eukaryota; Ciliophora; Heterotrichea; Heterotrichida; Blepharismidae
Source: the annotation of a GenBank genome assembly
AUGUCAGUAUUCAAGUUUUUACGGAUCAUACUCUGUAUGGCCAUCCUUGCCAAAUCUCAGCUGAUUGUUAAUAUUAUUUAUAGUUCUUUCACAAAUCUAGAGCUUGCUUUGAAAAUCUCUUCUUUGCUACUUCAAAACUUUCAAAGUCAUAUUGACUUUAAUCUAACUUAUAUAGAAACCUCCGAAGAUCUAAAGCUGGCUACAGAUGCUUCAAAUAUAGUUUUUGGCCUUAUCUAUAGUGCCUCUUUAUCUGAGCUCAUAAAAGAGCUUGCAGAAGAAAAAUAUUUUAUUAUCGCUUCUAUUGAAGAAACUUCGAGGACAUACUCAGAGUGGCAAUUUUUUAUUCAUAAUUCUUUAAAGAAUCAGAUUGAAGCUUUGCUUUCAAUUGUUUCCUUUUUAAAUUGAGAAACAUUUAUUGUAGUUUCUGACCAAACUUAUAGUGAAGAUGAUGGAUUUUCAAAUUAUUUUUCUAAUAAGAAUUAUCGGUUAUUUUAUUUCUCAAACAGUAAUGAUCAAAGCUUGGCAGAUUUAUUUAUUGGAAAAAUAGUUCAAGCCACCGGGAUAAGAAAUAUUGUAAUUCUAAAUAGAGGGGAAAGUGUAAAAUUACUGCUAAAAAGCUUAGAAAAGCACAAUUUUCUUAAUAUUGGGAGUGGAGCUAUUAUAGGAAAUAAAGGGUUUUGGGGACUUUAUGGUAACGGAGUUGUUAGUUACUGCGAAUCGGGACUAGAAUUAGCGGAUAGCUAUUAUAAUUAUGAAGGUUUAGCAUUUGUGAAAUUUUUAAAACAGAUUCUCAGUUAUAGUUCAACAUACAACUCUUUAACCCUCAAAGAGUUUCUGAAUAAAAAUACAGAGGAUCAUCACCCAGUGUCCAAUUUUACUCUAAUUAAUGCCAAAAAUAAUGAAAAUUUUCUAGUAGGAAAGAUUUUUAAUGGAAUCUUAACACUAAUAAACCCUUUAGUAUACCCAGGAAAUUCUUCAAAAAUUCCAAACUCUCCUACUACAGAUAUUAAUAUAUAA